Parascedosporium putredinis is the source of this 312-nucleotide messenger RNA. The record is from the annotation of a GenBank genome assembly. NCBI's taxonomy places the organism in Eukaryota, Fungi, Ascomycota, Sordariomycetes, Microascales, Microascaceae.
AUGAAGCCAAUGUAUAUUCUCGUUCCUGGGGCCUGGCAUCAAGCGGAACAUUUUAGUGACCUCGAAAAGGAACUUCAAAAGGCCGGCUUUAGCACCCGAACCGUACAACCUGGCUGCGUGAGCGCUGUCCCGGCCUCAGAUUCCUUCCAGCCUGAUGUCUAUGCUACAAAAGAAGUUCUCAUCGAGCAGCUCAGCACGGCCACUGACGUGAUUUUGUGCAUGCACUCAUAUGGCGGCUUCUAUGGCACGGAGGCCUCUGGCUUGACACAAGAGCUCGCGGCUAUUCUCAUUAAACUCGCAGGCGAGGAGUAA